GUAUUUAUAAGGAUAAUUAUUAAAUUAAAUCGUUAUUAACUCUGACUGUUUUCUGAGAACAAUUCUGCAAGUCCCAAAGAGCAAAUCAAGAGAAUGGAUGAAUGUUUCAUUCAUUUUAAUGGUAAGUCAGGCGAAUUGUGUCAAUUAACGGCACAUACAAUCGAUAAAAUAAGUGAAUAUUCUGAAAAGUGGAUUCAUUUGGAUGGGGAACCUAAUAAAAUUGCGUCAAACGUUUCCAAACGAGUCAAACGUUGGUCGCUCGGUCCAGACAGAGAGACAGUGCGAGAAGAAAUUGCAAAUGUGCGUUUUCAUAAGGAAUGCUAUAUUCGUUUCUGUGAUAAAACAAAAGUCGCAAGAGCCGAAAGAAGAAUAAAGAAAAAAACAAAUACUAUUGAUGCAUUCACACAAGGUGAAACGAGCACUCCUGUCACCCACCGGACCUUGUGUGCACCUGUACGGAUAUCACCACGAACAUUGCUUAGUGGUGAUGAAAACAUAGUCAGGCGAAAUAAACAUGUUCUUCCAGAGCAAUGCAUAAUUUGCAAAAGACAAGAGUCAUACAAGGUGGACAAGGCCACUAGAAAACGAAAACUGCAUAAGUUAGUUCUAGCACAAACGUUUGAUGGGGGAAGUACGCUACCACAAGCAUUGUCAUUUGGAUUACUGCAGAUUUUUGUCAAGAAAUGUGACAGAGGAAAAGCUGAUCAAGGAAAAGCAAAUAAUGAGAAUGAGGCUAUUGCAUGA
This is a messenger RNA of Xenia sp. Carnegie-2017, 744 nucleotides long. RefSeq lists its product as uncharacterized. The transcript is spliced from 4 exons. The record is from RefSeq and is a predicted model, not a curated record. Bases 94 to 744 code for a protein of 216 amino acids. Lineage: Eukaryota; Metazoa; Cnidaria; Anthozoa; Malacalcyonacea; Xeniidae.